This is a messenger RNA of Cyphomyrmex costatus, 1780 nucleotides long. Its product is annotated as transmembrane protease serine 9-like. Lineage: Eukaryota; Metazoa; Arthropoda; Insecta; Hymenoptera; Formicidae. Bases 23 to 1771 code for a protein of 582 amino acids. The transcript has 8 exons. The record is from RefSeq and is a predicted model, not a curated record. Gene Ontology annotation, molecular function: serine-type endopeptidase activity. Gene Ontology annotation, biological process: proteolysis.
UUCAGUACUUCUAUUGAACGUAAUGACAAUGUUGAUUCGGUGUUUUUUAGUUACUGUUCUAAUAUUCCAGGUGUGUCUAGCCGUCCCUUUCGGCCUGAAACCCAGAAUCACAGAUGGUGAGGAUGCCACACCAGGAGAAUUUCCUUAUCAGGUCUCUCUUCUGUGGAGUUUGCCACCCAUUAUUCCUUUCCAACACAUCUGUGGUGGUUCGAUUGUGCAUGAGAGUUUUAUUUUAACUGCGGGACAUUGCGUAACAGAUGGCAAACUUAAAAUUAUGGUUGGCAAGCAUUAUCUUGAUAAAUAUGAACAAACUCAGCAAGAAGUUGACGUUGUUAAGACUUACGUAAACGAAAAUUAUCCAGGAGGUAUUGCUCCAUAUGAUAUCGCACUUCUGAAACUUAAAACUCCUCUCACUUUUAACAAGUGGAUAUCCCCUGUCAAAUUACCUGAACAAGAUGCAGUACAAAUUGGAAAUGCUGUACUCACUGGGUGGGGCUCCGUCUCCAAGACAUGGUUUCCAAGGCUUGCCGUCGUUCUCCAAAAAGUUACUGUUCCCUUGUUGGACAGUAAAUCUUGUCAAGAUAAAUUCUCGAACAUUGAUGAAGCACAAGUUUUUGAUUCACAAAUCUGCACUGCUGCUAUUGAGGAAAUAUCCGCUUGUUCUGGUGACUCUGGUGGUCCAUUGGUCCAAUUUGAAAACAACGUUCCUACUCUAGUUGGAAUCACUUCAUGGGGUAUCUACCCGUGCGGUACUAGUCACAUGCCUUCGGUCUACACCCGCGUAGCUUCUUACACUACCUGGAUUAAAUUUAUAAUAUGGAUUGAUGAUGUUAAUCAACGUCAGUCAAAUUUUACUAAUCAUACUGUUGCACUCAACGAAAUGAGUAUAAAAUGCAGUAAACUUUUUGAAUUGACAUCAUACAGCGAAAUGUUUUCCAAAGCAAUCGUGUUCUGUGCCCUCCUAACAGUGGCGGUCGCUGAGAGGCCCCGAGUUGGUCUUCAGAUGCCGCCGAUUUUGCAGCGUUUUGCUCGCCCGAUCUCGCCACAAGUGGUUGGAGGCGAAGAAGCGCCAAAAGGAGGUUACCCAUUCAUAGUUUCUUUGCAAAUGUUCUCUCAGCAUUUCUGCGCCGGAUCCAUUUUGAACAAAUAUUGGAUCAUAACAGCAGCACACUGUACUGAAGCAGUUUCUUCAUUAAAUUAUCUUCGCGUUAAGGCUGGUAAGCACAAUAUUCAAGAAAACGAAAACACUGAGCAGACAGUUCAAGUGGCGCAAGCUUAUGUACAUGAAAACUAUCAAGGUGGUGUUGGCCCUUACGACAUAUCUCUGCUUAAGCUUGCGUCUCCAUUAAAGUUGACGAAAGAAGUACAAGCCAUUGAACUACCACAGCCAGAAAGCGAACCAACUGGAGAGGCAUGGCUUUGUGGAUGGGGCUCUACUUCGACUAGCCGUUUUCCAAUAAUGCCAGAUAAACUUCAGCAUGUUAAGAUGGAAUACGUAGAUCGCACUACUUGCUACGAAUCCAUCAAACGUUUGACGGGAUCUUCUCCCGUUCAUGAAACCAAUGUCUGCACUGGGCCAUUGUACGAUCAAAUAUCCGCAUGCAGUGGAGACUCCGGUGGCCCAUUAAUCUCACGUAACGGACAAAAACCGGUUCUUACUGGAAUUGUAUCUUGGGGUAUUAUUCCAUGCGGUAGUGCAGGAGCGCCAUCCGUAUACACCAAGGUAUCCAGUUACAAUAAAUGGAUUACGCAAAAAAUCAAUAAUUAUUGAUGACGAUAA